Molecule: messenger RNA, 225 nt
Organism: Megachile rotundata (alfalfa leafcutting bee)
Lineage: Eukaryota; Metazoa; Arthropoda; Insecta; Hymenoptera; Megachilidae
Product: histone H2B
Cellular component (GO): nucleosome
Molecular function (GO): protein heterodimerization activity; DNA binding; structural constituent of chromatin
Source: RefSeq, a predicted model, not a curated record
UUUGUAAAUGAUGUUUUUGAGCGUAUUGCUGCUGAAGCUUCACGCUUGGCACAUUACAACAAGAGAUCGACCAUUACAUCCCGGGAGAUCCAAACUGCCGUCAGACUGCUGUUGCCUGGUGAAUUAGCCAAGCACGCUGUAUCUGAAGGCACCAAAGCUGUCACCAAGUACACCAGUUCGAAGUAAACGCUGCAGCGUUUUUUAAUCGGCCCUUUUCAGGGCCAA